AUGGCGCUCUCUCGUUGUCUGAAUCUUUCGAUUCGGCAGGAGAUUACAUUGCCUAUCAGAUUUGUUGCUGCUAAAACCCCUCCUGCUAAAGUUAAUCUGGAUCUUCGUAGAGUCCUACUUAAUGAGGUCGACUCGAAGUUCAGAACUAGGAUGCACGAUGCAAAAUACGAAUCGCCUGAUUUUUCAAUGACGGACACGGUGACGGUUCCCAAAGACACUGAUAUUACGCCCUUAGAGUGCAUACCCAUCGAACAACUGGAAACUAGGACUGUUCGCAUCUAUAUGCCAAGCAAAUCGGCCACUCAAUCUGGCACUUUUGGUUCGAAUAAGUGGCGAAUUGAGUUGGACAAUCUGGGGCGCUGGGAGAACCCUCUAAUGGGGUGGGCUAGCACAGGUGAUCCCCUUUCCAACUUUUCAUUGGAUUUUUCUGAUGCCACAUCUGCCAUAGCCUAUUGCGAAAGUCAGGGCUGGAAUUACUUUGUCGAGGAUCCAAAAAAGACUACCGUGAAACCGAAGAGCUAUGCCGCUAAUUUCUCAUGGGAUAAACGCACCCGUCGUUCCUGCAAGUAG
Molecule: messenger RNA, 570 nt
Organism: Hydatigera taeniaeformis
Lineage: Eukaryota; Metazoa; Platyhelminthes; Cestoda; Cyclophyllidea; Taeniidae
Source: the annotation of a GenBank genome assembly